This is a messenger RNA of Lathyrus oleraceus (garden pea), 1499 nucleotides long. Its product is annotated as exopolygalacturonase. The transcript is spliced from 5 exons. The record is from RefSeq and is a predicted model, not a curated record. Gene Ontology annotation, biological process: carbohydrate metabolic process. NCBI's taxonomy places the organism in Eukaryota, Viridiplantae, Streptophyta, Magnoliopsida, Fabales, Fabaceae. Gene Ontology annotation, molecular function: polygalacturonase activity. The coding region runs from base 83 to 1345 and encodes 420 amino acids.
AUCAUUUUCCCUAUAACCUAGCCUCCCUGGAGGCCCCCUAAACUCAAAAUUGUAAUUACUUAAUAAAAAGCAUUUAAGCACAAUGGCCAUUGCAAAGAGUGCUUCUAUUGCAAUUAUCUUCUUUGCAUUGGCCCAUUAUGCAGAUGCCGCUGUAAGAGCAAGGACAACCGUUGGUCACGAUGUUUUUGGAGAUAAUAAUCAUGCUAAAGAUGUCCUCCUUCCCGGGGAGAAAAUAGUUAAUGUCCAGAGUUUCGGGGCCAAAGGCGAUGGUGUGUUUGAUUGCACUCAGGCUUUCAUGUCGGCAUGGCAAGCAGUGUGCCAUACUCAAGGGCAAAACCGACUUUAUAUUCCCGCUGGUACAUUUUUGGUUUCUUCAAUGUUUUUUUCAGGACCAUGUCUGGCCCCAAAUCCAAUCACAAUUCAAGUGGUGGGGACAGUUUUGGCAACUACUGAUAUUUCUGAGUAUGAAAAUGGAGAAUGGCUCAUGUUUCAACAUAUCAAUGGCCUAAAAAUCAUUGGUGGAGGUGUUUUUGAUGGACAAGGUCAAAAAGCAUGGCAAUACACUGAGAAUUGUGAAAAAUCCAAUUCAGGAUGUGCGAGAAAUCCCAGCAGUUUGUUUUUCAUGGACGUGCAAAAUGCAAUUAUAGCGAACAUUAAAACAUUGAAUCCCAAAGGCUUUCACAUUUUCGUCACCAAAUGUUCAAACAUUAGGUUGCGUAAACUUAAGCUCAUUGCACCUGAAACCAGCCCUAACACCGACGGCAUUCAUAUGAGUAACUCCAUCAAUGUGAUUAUUGCUAGAAACACCAUUUCAACUGGUGAUGAUUGUAUCUCUAUGAUUCAAGGUUCCGAAAAUAUUUUCAUCAACAGACUCAAGUGUGGACCUGGACACGGUAUCAGUAUCGGUAGUCUUGGAAAGUAUCCAGAUGAGAGAGAGGUGAAAGGUAUUCGUAUUAAGAACAGUGCGUUGAUCGGUACAACCAAUGGUUUGAGAUUAAAAACAUGGCCCGAGAGAUAUGGAGGCGGAGCAUCAGAGAUAAGUUUCAGUAACAUUAACAUGACCAAUGUUCAAAAUCCCAUCAUCAUCGAUCAGGAGUAUGAAUGUCAUCCAAACUGCCAAAAAAAGCCAUCAUUGGUGAGGAUAGCAGAUAUUCAUUUUGCAAAUGUGAGGGGAACUACUGCUUCACCAAUUGCAGUGGAUUUGAGAUGCAGCAAGCAGUUUCCAUGCAUGGGUGUUACGAUUCGCGACAUUGACCUAAAGUUUGGAGCUGCUCCUUCAACUGCUAGAUGUGUCAAUGUUAAGCCUGUCUAUGGUGGUUUGUUGAACCCACCAGCAUGCCCUUAAAUUUGUUGCUUUUAUCAGUGAUUGCCAAUUAUUUAUGGAGGGAAAUGAUGAUGACAGCUUUUAUUUAUAAGCUAGGAGUGUCAUAGCAGAUUAUGCAUUUUGUAAUAUGUGUAAGCUGUAUAAUGAAAAAAAUGGGGAAAUGAUUCUUUAUUUU